GAGCAUACGCUCUCGGCGCGUGACGCAGUACGUUUUGGUAUAACUACGUGACGCGCGGCGGUCGCUUUCUCUUUGAUCGCCCGACCGCCUUUCAAGAUGGCGCCGCAGAAAGACAAGAAGCCUAAGAAGUCAACCUGGAAAUUUAAUUUGGACCUUACCCAUCCAGUAGAAGAUGGAAUUUUUGAUUCGGGAAAUUUUGAACAGUUUCUACGGGAGAAGGUUAAAGUCAAUGGAAAAACUGGAAAUCUGGGGAAUGUUGUUCACAUUGAACGCUUCAAGAAUAAAAUCACAGUUGUUUCUGAGAAACAGUUCUCUAAAAGGUAUUUGAAAUAUCUUACCAAGAAAUACCUUAAGAAGAACAAUCUUCGUGAUUGGCUUCGUGUGGUUGCAUCUGACAAGGAGACUUACGAACUUCGUUAUUUCCAGAUUAGUCAAGAUGAAGAUGGAUCUGAGUCUGAAGACUAGAUGAAGCUGCCCCUUAAAGGGUUUUGCUUGUUAAUAAAACAAAUGAAGCAUGGAAAAGAAAGAAACAUCUAGAAAUGGACUUUUAGUUUAUUCAUAAAUAAAAAGCAUUGUACUCUGUA
Leptonychotes weddellii (Weddell seal) is the source of this 584-nucleotide messenger RNA. It is a transcript of the gene RPL22L1, whose product is annotated as ribosomal protein L22 like 1. The record is from RefSeq and is a predicted model, not a curated record. NCBI's taxonomy places the organism in Eukaryota, Metazoa, Chordata, Mammalia, Carnivora, Phocidae. Gene Ontology annotation, cellular component: ribosome. Gene Ontology annotation, biological process: cytoplasmic translation. Gene Ontology annotation, molecular function: structural constituent of ribosome; RNA binding.